This is a messenger RNA of Oncorhynchus masou masou (cherry salmon), 3597 nucleotides long. Its product is annotated as zinc finger protein 436-like. The record is from RefSeq and is a predicted model, not a curated record. The transcript is spliced from 4 exons. Gene Ontology annotation, biological process: regulation of transcription by RNA polymerase II. Gene Ontology annotation, molecular function: RNA polymerase II cis-regulatory region sequence-specific DNA binding; DNA-binding transcription repressor activity, RNA polymerase II-specific. Bases 230 to 1825 code for a protein of 531 amino acids. NCBI's taxonomy places the organism in Eukaryota, Metazoa, Chordata, Actinopteri, Salmoniformes, Salmonidae. Gene Ontology annotation, cellular component: nucleoplasm.
CUCUUUCAACCACCUCGGGAGACUGCUUGACAAUAAAACUAAAAGAUUGAUUCUUUGGACCAUGUUAUUGUACAUGAUCUAAUCUCAGUGUUUUAUACAAAUUUCGGUUGACGUAUCUACUGGUGAACUUUAACCUAAUGUGCUUGUUCAAUUUGCAAACUUGUUAAAGAUUGAUACUGAGGUUAGCACUAGGCUAGUCGCUAAUGCUAGCUAGCUAACAUCCCUGACCAUGAGCUCACUGAACUACUCCUCCCUUGCUAAUGAAGCGGAGGUCUGCUGUACGGAUAAAGAGUCUUUCAGAAUGAAAAAGGAGGAAGAGGAGGCUGUUAUAGUGAAAGAAGAGAAUGAACCGUUUAGAGAGGAAGAGGAUGCUAUCUUAAUAAACGUGAAGGAGGAAGACGUUUUGAGAGUGAAAAAGGAGGAGACAGAAGAUCCGAUUGACACCAGAGAGAGACAUGACUAUUGUGGAUCCUCUGCGGAGCCUCAACAACAUCCUGAUGCUGACGAGGAAGAGAAGAGUCUCUCCAGAUCAGAACACCAGAUGGACAACGCUAGCCCUUCCUCCCUCCCGGAGUCCAUGUGUCAUUCUUCUCCUGGUAGCACCUUACUGCUGGGUAUGAAGAGGUUGUCUGUGCUGCUGGUGGACUGCAGGAAAACAACGGGGCUGAGUGGAACUGUGAGAGGUGGAGAUGAGAUGAAAGGAUCAGAUUUGACUCAUCAAAGAGAAAGACCAGACUCAGAGGAACCAGAGCCAGGGAUGUCAAAACCAGCAAGAAGACACCAGUGUUCCCACUGUGGAAAGGGUUGUAACCACUUAAGUGAGCUUAAACGACAUGAGCGAAUACACAUAGGGGAGAAGCCUUACCACUGUUCCCAGUGUGGAAAGGGUUUUAACGAUUUGGGAAAGCUGAAACGACACGGGAGAAUACACACAGGGGAGAAGCCUUACCACUGCUCCCAGUGUGGAAAGCGUUUUAACGAUUUGGGGAAGCUGGAACGACACGAGAGAAUACACAGAGGGGAGAAGCCGUACCACUGCUCCCAGUGUGGAAAGGGUUGUAACGAUUUGGGGAAGCUGAAACGACACGAGAGAAUACACACGGGGGAGAAGCCUUACCACUGCUCACACUGUGGAAAGGAUUUUAACGAUUUGGGGAAGGUGAAACGACACGAGAGAAUACACACAGGGGAGAAGCCUUACCAUUGCUCCCACUGUGGAAAGUGUUUCAACCAGUUAGGGACCUUGAAACAGCACAAGAUAAUACACACAGGGGGGAAUCGUUACCACUGCUCCCAGUGUGGAAAGGGUUUUAACAAUUUGGGGAAGCUGAAACGACAUGAGAGAAUACACACAGGGGAGAAGCCUUACCAAUGCUCGCAAUGUGAAAAGAUGUAUAGUGAGAAAGGACACCUGAAAGCUCAUGAGAAAAUUCACACAGGGGAGAAGCCUUACCAAUGCUCCCAGUGUGGAAAGUGUUUCACCUGGGCAGGGUAUCUGAAAAAACACGAACGAAUACACACAGGGGAGAAGCCUUACCACUGCUCCCAGUGUGGCAAGUGUUUCAACGGGGCGGGGGAUCUGAAAAAACACGAAAGAAUACAUACAGGAGAGAAGCCUUACCACUGCUCCCACUGUGGCAAGUGUUUUAACCAGUUAGGGGCCCUGAAACAGCACGAGAGAAUACACACAGGGGAGAGGCCUUACCACUGCUCCCAGUGUGGCAAGUGUUUUAGCCAGUUAGGGACCCUGAAACAGCACAAGAUAAUACACACAGGGGAUAUGCAUUACCACUCCUCCCAGGAUGCAAAGCUUUUGCCCAUUUAGGAAGCCUGAAAGAACAUGAGACACAGAGGAGAAGGCUUACAGAAGGUUAGAUUUUGGGAAAACAUAUUACUCAUAACAAUCACGUCAUUAGAGAAUCCACACAGGAGAGAGAAAUUACUUCUCUUAGCAUGUAUAUUGAUAUUUCACAUCUCAUUGACUCACAACUCAUCAGAGAACAUACACAGUGCUCCCAUUGUCUUAUAUUGUAGACUGAUAAUGUGUUUACCUGUUUUUACCAGAUGAAAUUGCUUCUUCCAAUUAUUGAGUAACAUGUACCUGUUAAGAAACUGACUGUUAGAUAUGUUAAGGCUCCAUGGAUUGAUGAGGAAUUUAAAAACUGUAUGUUUGAAAGAGUUGGGGCAAAAGGAGUGGCUAAUAAGUCUGGCUGGCUGUCUUAUGUACUGCAAAUUGAGAAAUGAUGUGACCAAACUCAACAAAAAUAAUCAACUUAUUAAGAAGCCAAGAUCAAUGAUAUAAAGAAUGAUGUAAAAAAAACAUCAUGAAAGAAAAGCAGUGCAAGUUUUGAAUUUUGUAAAGUUCGUGUGGGAGAGGUGGAAAAAUUGUUAUCGAUCAAUAAUGACAAACCUCCUGGCAUUGACAACUUAGAUGGAAAGCUACUGAGGACAGUAGCUGACUCUAUUGCCACUCCUAUCUGUCAUAUUUUUAACAUGAGCCUAGAGGAAAGUCUUUGUUUUCAGGCCUGGAGGGAAGCCAAAUUAAUCCACUACCUGGUCAUGUAAGACUGGAAGUAAGACUGGAACAUAGUAUCAACAGGAACUCUUAGUUCCCUUUAUCCAUCUGUUACCUAAAAUAUAGUUUCAACACACAGACAUCUGACUUUGUACAGUUGACCUUUUCAUGCACUUGCAAGGUGUCUACCACUGAUUCUUAAUCUCAAGCUAAAGCAAAACAUGAAUCAUUGUAGUUUUGUCAUCACAGGUGUUUCUAUAAUUUACAGAUAUCAUCAAAGUUCUUACAAGUCAAAUUACACACAUCUCUGACACACACACUUAUCCCACCAGACAUGCCACUGGGGGUCUUUUCACAGUUCACAAGAUUCCAGAACAAAUUCAAGAAAGCGUACAGUAUUAUAUAGGGCCCUUAUUGCAUGGAACUUCCUUCCAUCUCAUAUUGCUCAAAUAAACAGCAAACCUGGUUUCAAAAAACAGAUAAAGCAACACCUCUCCCCUAUUUGACCUCGGUAGUUUGUGUGAAUGCAUUGAUAUGGAGGCUACGUGUGCCUUUUACAAAAUGUAUGUAGUUCUGUCCUUGAGCUUUUUCUUGUCUAUUGAUGUUCUGUAUUAUUGUCACGCCAUAGAGGCUUAUUAUUCUCUAUUUUGGUUAGGCCAGGGUGUGACUCGGGUGGGAAUUCCAGUUUCUUUAUUUCUAUGUUUUCUAUAUCUUUGGUUUUGGCAGUGUGGUUCCCAAUCGGAGGCAGCUGUCUAUCAUUGUUUCUCAUUGGGAAUCAUACUUAGGCAGCCUUUUUCCACCUGUGAUUUUUGGGUAGUUGUUUUCUGUAUAGUUGAUUUGCCUUACAUAACUGUUUGUUGUUCUCUUUGUUGUUUUUUGAUUAAAUAAAAAUCAUGUGUAUGUGACAAAUAAAAUUUGAUUUGAUUUGAAAAUGGGACAUCAGCCAACUCAGUGACAACCACAGAACACAAAUAUGUAUAGUUUAUACAAAUAUUAGUCUCUUAGCUCUUAUUGCAGGACUUUGACUGUGGUACACCACCUCCCCAGUCAACCUAUUGUGUAUUGAACAUUCAUAUUGGACU